AUGGUUUCUCUUGCCGCUGCUUCAAUGGACUGCCCCGGCGCGGUGCCUCUCGCCGCCGACGCUGGGGACUGCAGCGGCCAGGGCUCGUUUGAGCAGGCUUGGCUGAGGCAUCGCGGCCGCCACCCCAGCGAGGCCGCGACGCAGCUGCGCUCCCUGCCGAAGGUGGAGUUGCACUGCCAUCUGAAUGGCAGCAUUAGCGCCCCGCUGCUGCGCCACAUGGAGCGUCUGCGGCGAGAAGAGAGCCCCACCGCCCGUACGGCGCGGCAGCGGGAGGCGACGGGGCUGCUUGGGAAAGGCGUUGAGGCGAUGGGGGGGAUGCCGGGGCAGCUCAGCGACCCCGGCGAGCGCAUGAAGUACUGCUUCAGGGUUUUUGAUGACAUCUACAAGGUGAUGACCAACACCGCCUUCACACGGAUGGCGGUGCAGGAUUUGCUACUGCACUCCGCGGCGGAAAACGUGUUUCUCCUGGAGAUACGAACCUCCCUGCGAGAUGGCCUAUACGCGACUCCACACGCCGCGGCGCACGCGAUCGAGGCGGAGCGUGUCACAAAAAAAGCCUACGUCGAGGCAGUCAUUCACACCGUGGAGCACCUCAUGCACGGUGGUGUGGUGGAUUUUGAAACCGGUGCAUUGCUGCCCCGCGGCGCCCCCGUUUCCCCCGCAUGGUGGUCCUGCUUCCAGAAGCUGUACGUCUCACUUGCGCCCAAGGCGAUGGGCGUCGCUUGCGAGGGGGACACGGAGGCAGACACAGCACGGGUAACGUCUGGCACCACUCUGGCACAGGCGGAAAAAUUGUUGGAGAGGCUCCAUGACCAGCUCAUGCAUCGCAUGCAUAUUCGCCUCAUUGUGUCCAUUAACAGGGGUCACGGCGCCGCGGCGGCGUGGGAAGCUGUGACGCUUGCGAAGGAGGUUCAAAAGGAACAACUGCAGCGCUUUUAUGCGUCCCUGCAGGUAGACACUGCCGUCACUCACGGCACGCGGCAAACGACGCUGACGCAGCACGGCGAGGUGGUUCGGCGAGUCUGCUGGGUGACGGGCGUGGACUUCUCCGGCUACUGCGGCAAGAAUCACUUUGCGGACUUCGUCCCGGCGCUUGCGGAGGCGCGGCGCGGCGGCGCCGCUGCAGCAUCGUCGUCCUCCCCCUCCUACGGCUCACUUGGGAUCACCCUGCACGCGGGCGAGAAGGACGACGCGGAGGAGUUGACGGCGAUGGUGCAGUUUGCCCCGGAGCGCUGGGGGCACCUGGUUUACACGGACCCGGCGAACCUGGCCGCCAUCAUCGCCCGGCACGAUGCCAUUGAGCUCUGCAUCACCAGCAACGCCGUCACAGGGGGCUACGCGGAGGUGGCGCGGCACCACAUUGGGGAUAUUCUCCAACAGCAGCAGGGCCGCACGGCGGAGGCGGAGUGCGACGGGAUGAGCCCCGCCCUGCUGCAGGCCCUUACGACCGAGUCGAGCCUUGCGGCGGCGAUGCAGUGUCGGGUGCGGCGGCGCUUGGCCAGAUGGCGGCAGUCGCCGGCGUUGAGUGGCGCGGCGACGGUCAUCCCCAACGUCUCCUUUCACACAGACGACCGUGGCGUCUUCUGCACCUCCGUGACGGCGGAGCUGGAGUUGCUGCUCCAGCACGGAUGCCUGGCGGGCGGGGCCGAGACGCGUGCGCUGUCGGUGCAGGCCAUGUGGGCACUUCAGCGCCUCUCCGUGCCGCACUUCUUUGAGCUCCCGCUGGAGGUGGUGUACAGCUGCACCUACCCGUGGCGGGAGUGCUGCUGCGGCUGCGGCGGCGGCGAGGCCCUUGCGGCCCACGUGCGCGCCCACGUGGCGUCCCUUGACGAGGCCGCACGCGCCGGCCUGAGUUGUGCGGAACUCAGUUGGCUGCUAAAACAAUUUGACGACAUGUGA
Messenger RNA from Trypanosoma conorhini, 1899 nucleotides. RefSeq names its product adenosine deaminase. Gene Ontology annotation, molecular function: adenosine deaminase activity. The transcript has a single exon. NCBI's taxonomy places the organism in Eukaryota, Euglenozoa, Kinetoplastea, Trypanosomatida, Trypanosomatidae. The record is from RefSeq and is a predicted model, not a curated record. Gene Ontology annotation, biological process: inosine biosynthetic process; adenosine catabolic process. Bases 1 to 1899 code for a protein of 632 amino acids.